AAAUUAUUUCUUUAGCUUUUGAAAACAACAUUUUCUUCCCUAGCUAUUUGUUUUUCUCUAGAUUCUAAUCCAAAAUUCUGGUCAAUUUAACCUUCUUUUCAUCAAAAGAAAAACAAAAGCAAAUUACCCAUUUCAAUACAUAACUUCCUCAACCCAAGUGAUCAAAAAUCUCAAACACCCACUUCUUCUCUCUUCCGCUUUCCUCCAUUUUUUCCUCCAUCUCCUCUAAUAAAAUAAUAUAUAAAAUUCCAAAAAAAAAAGACUAAAAAAUGGCAGUGUGCACAGUAUACACAAUUCCCACAACAACCCAUUUAACAUUCACCCAAAAAAACCAAGUAUACUUCUAUAACACAAGCAGCAAAAUCAGCUACAAUUACAAAAGAGCAAAUAAUAAUACUUAUGUGAUAACAUGCUCAGUGGGUGACUCACAGACAGUUGUGAUUGGUCUAGCAGCAGAUUCAGGGUGUGGGAAGAGUACUUUUAUGAGGAGAUUAACAAGUGUGUUUGGAGGUGCAGGUGAGUCACCAAAAGGAGGAAAUCCUGAUUCAAACACAUUGAUAAGUGAGACUACAACAGUUAUUUGUUUGGAUGAUUUUCAUUCACUUGAUAGAAGUGGAAGAAAAAAGAAAGGUGUGACAGCUUUAGACCCAAAAGCUAAUGACUUUGAUCUUAUGUAUCAACAAGUUAAGGAUUUGAAACAAGGUAAAGCUGUUGAGAAGCCUAUUUACAAUCAUGUUACUGGUUUGUUGGACCCACCUGAACUCAUUCAACCCCCUAAGAUCUUGGUCAUUGAAGGUCUUCAUCCUAUGUACGACGCACGUGUAAGGGAGUUAUUAGACUUCAGUAUCUACUUGGACAUUAGCAAUGAAGUCAAAUUUGCCUGGAAAAUUCAGAGAGAUAUGAAGGAGAGAGGACAUAGUCUUGAAAGCAUCAAAGCUAGCAUUGAAGCUAGAAAACCUGAUUUUGAUGCUUACAUUGAUCCACAAAAACAGUAUGCUGAUGUAGUGAUUGAAGUAUUGCCAACCCAACUCAUUCCUGGUGAUGAUGAAGGCAAAGUGUUGCGAGUUAGGAUGAUUCAGAAGGAAGGAGUGAAGUUCUUCAACCCAGUAUACUUAUUUGAUGAAGGAUCCACCAUUAACUGGAUUCCCUGUGGUAAGAAACUGACUUGUUCUUACCCUGGCAUCAAAUUUUCCUAUGGCCCAGAAACCUACUAUGGCAAUGAGGCGACUGUGGUCGAGAUGGAUGGACAAUUUGAUAGACUAGACGAACUAAUCUACGUUGAGAGCCAUUUGAGCAACCUAUCAACCAAGUUCUACGGUGAAGUCACGCAACAAAUGUUGAAGCACCAAGAGUUCCCUGGAAGCAACAAUGGAACUGGUUUCUUCCAAACUAUCAUCGGAUUAAAGAUCAGAGACCUGUUUGAGCAAAUCGUUGCCAGCAGGUCCGCAACCCCUGCAGCUGCUGCAAAGGCCUAAAGCUCAAGCUAACAGAUAGUUUUCAUCAUGCCUAUCCGAAUCCGAAUCUCAAAAUUUUCCUCCUCUUCAUUCCAUCAGUUACCUUUUCUUCUUGUAUAAGUUAUUUAGGCUACACUGAAGUAAGAGAUGUGAAAUGCAAUGCAAAUGAAAUUCAUAGCA
This is a messenger RNA of Amaranthus tricolor (Joseph's coat), 1634 nucleotides long. RefSeq names its product phosphoribulokinase, chloroplastic-like. The coding region runs from base 270 to 1475 and encodes 401 amino acids. Gene Ontology annotation, molecular function: ATP binding; phosphoribulokinase activity. The transcript has 5 exons. Lineage: Eukaryota; Viridiplantae; Streptophyta; Magnoliopsida; Caryophyllales; Amaranthaceae. Gene Ontology annotation, biological process: carbohydrate metabolic process. Gene Ontology annotation, cellular component: cytoplasm; chloroplast. The record is from RefSeq and is a predicted model, not a curated record.